UUUAUUCGGCCUCUUGCAAAUGACAUUGAUCCAGAGUGUCCAUGUCAAGAAAUCUCUGGCAAUACACCUGCCAUCUGCAUCAUUUCUACUAGCCAAUUCCAUUGACGUGAUUUGAUUGGAACGGCCAAUGAUCGAUAUGCUUACCUGGGUAGAUAUUGAGCAUAUCAUAAAGAGUAAAGCAAAGCCUGAUGGAUGAACAUCCAACGAGUGCUCUCCAAUACGGGCACUUGGGAAAAGCUUUUUAUGUCCCGGAGACCCGGACAUGGUCAUUUUCUCGUGCUCUAAAUCAGUCAUCUUCAAUUUUGUAUACUGGAGCUACCAAAGCGGCUGUAGUGUCUCCCCUUACUGCCCCUCGGUCUUCUUUAGUCGAGAAUAAGAAUUUCUUGCCGAGAGUGCACCCGGAGCUGGCGGCGUGCUGGUCCUUGGUUAGCAACGAGACUUUUUCGCACGUUAUCACGACCACAAGCGAAAUAUGCGACCCCCAAGUAUCUUCACUCUUGGACUUGGGCUGUGCUGUGGAUCUCGAAAACGAUGAUUCGGGCAGUCGGGUUUUGCCAAUAGCAGUGUUUGCAUCCGGGGAGUGUGGCAACUCCAUUUCGUUUCGGAGGUUGGAGGAAGACACUCUUGAACUGAGACAGCAAACGACCUUCAUGCGUGUUCCUUCAAUCGGUGAAACAGACGCAACGGAAUGGCGUGUCGGUGGUGUCCCAAUUCGUCAAAUUUGCUUUGCGCGGACAAUCGAAGAGAAAGCAACAUGGAUGGCCGCUCGAUGCCCUGAUUCAAUCACGAUAUUUCGGCCUUUGUACCACAGAGAUCCUGUUCCGAGGCGUAUAUGCUGCGAUAGUGACGGCGUACUUUUGAGUGACGCUCAUAACUCCCGGUUGGAUGCGAACCCGUUGGUUGAGAUAUCCAAUUUACAGACAGGUGGCUUCCCGCACGCCGAUGUAACCUUCAAUCCCUGGUAUCAGAGACAAUUCGCGAUUGUGGACCAACAGGGAAACUGGAGUAUCUGGGAAAUGUCUGGUCGACACAGGCGGAAUAAAAGCAAUUGGGCUGCAACAUGCGUGAAAUCUGGUUCAUUGCCGUGGCUUGAUAAUGACGAUAAUCUUGAUCUAGAUGAUCAACCUCGACACGAUGGGUGGGGAGUUAUUGAAUGGGCCGGGGACGUCAAUAGCAUCAUUGUUUCUGAUCGACGUUGUCCCGUGCUUUACCGGAUGGAAGGCGAUCAGAUCUGGUCCAUUCCAAUUGAACUUGGUCUGAAAAGAAAGUCCGAAUGGAUCUUGGACAUCAAAAGAAGCCCGUCAAACGCAUCUCACGUUUAUGUACUCACCACGACGACAAUAUCUCGGCUUGAGAUUACCGAGUUCGCCAGCGAAGGUGACAUCGGGUCUCUAAAUCCUCGUCUAUCUUGGCGCCAUUAUAGGGAUCCUGAAGACACGACCCUGCGUUUAAGUACGUUGCUUACCAAUGAAGAUUCUUACCUCUUUCUAUACUCAAGGCUUAACAACCUUGUGCUGGGCCUCCACUGCCCCAAUUCAAUUAAGGAAGGAAUGAAUAACACCGUACCUGUUCCAGAUCCAUUUAUCCUGGAUUUGCCCUCUACGGUCGAUGUGUCGCCAGAAUCUCAAAUUUCAACGAACAGUGCACAUUUUUCCACUCUUGUAUUUAAACAAAUUGCACAUUCGCCAGCAUCAGUUGGCAAAAGUUACUAUGAUCCUAGCGCAAGACUUUUCAAGCUCUUUCUGCUGGACUCGCGGCUUGCCGUCUGUGAAUCAGUGUACACCGCGUCCACGAUUUCUGGCGACAUUGAAGAACAGCCUCUUGGGCGAGAUGCAUUGCGGGCAAAGAGACGCCAACAAAGUGCACGAAAAACUCAGGCAGUUCGUUACUGCACCGAUUUUGUGGUCGAUGAUUGGGAUGAAUCUGCAUCUGAUAUGGAUGCAACCAAAGUCCAGAAUACGGGGAUCUCUACAGUAUCGCCCCAUGCAAUUCCUCAAUGGACUACUGACUAUACGGCGGUCUAUGCUGUUGCUACGGGUCGAUUUGUUCUCGGAUUAAGUGAAAGGGAAUUCCCACAGCACUCGGAAGAACUGUUCAAGGAGAAUGUCAAUGCUCUAGUAGACAGGGUUUCCGAUACAGCCUUGGGUGACCAAGCUGCGAGUACUUUACUUGAAGUUCUUGGCGGCAGUCCUUUGUUGGACGACAUUGAAAAGAGUGCACAAGCCAUUGAGGACAUUGUUUCGCUUUGCGAGCAGCGAGAAUCAGAUCCUCAGAGUGAAUAUCGACUCUCCAUCCUGCCGAUUUCGUCAUUGGUGCAGUUACCAAUUGCGAACGAAAGCGAAGGAAAACCUCACCUAGUAUAUACCUACGAUCGUCUGAUAAGCAUCUGGCUCUCAAAUCUACCACAUAAUAUACCUGGACGCACACGGAUCGCAAAGGAGAGAAUUAUUAGGAAGUUCGCGGCCGAUCUAGUACUGGCCCGGAUCAGUAUUACUCGCAAACCACCCCAUAGCGGACAUGACGAUCAUCUUGAUAACCAAGAUUAUGCCGAAUUACCAAAUCUGGAAACUAGAUUUGGCUCUCAUGGGACCGUGACGCCACGACAUUCGUCUGUCCCAGCCUCUGAAAAAGAUGGCGGCGGUUCAACCUCUCGAAGCAAUCUGGGGGCUACAAACAGCGACAUCCCUGACCACCAGCCUAUAAGCAGAGCGCCAAUCUACUCUACUCUGUCCUCUUUAACAACGUUCAAAAGCCAACCUUCCAUGUCUCAGAACGUGGAAUCUAUGCUUUCCCAUUGGGUACCGGAUAUGGACCCAGCUACUUAUGAUUGGCAGAGAACUGUAUUCUCAGCUGAAGAAGAUGAAUCCCAGCGGAUAUCACGAUCUGUGACCUGCAAAAGAAGGCUGCGGAAUAAGACACCACAGAGAACAACCAUGAGUCCUCCGGCACCUCCUCCCGUUUCGCCGGCCAUUCCUGGUAUUUACGGACAAAACAGUCAGCCGACAAGCGGAGGAUUACAUCGGGUAAUGCCACAGAGUAGCCAAGUCACCGCCGAGUGUGAGGAUCUUCCUAUGACUCAAGUCGAGCGAGGUCUCUUUGGUGGAAGAGAGGCAAAUAAGAAGGGCGUCAUAAAGACGAGGAAGAAGAAACGGGCAGCUGGUUUUUAGGCCGAACUAUCAUCCAAUUUAAUGCUAUUUGUACCAUAUCAUUCAAGGAAAAUUGAACAUAGU
Messenger RNA from Aspergillus ruber CBS 135680, 3230 nucleotides. RefSeq lists its product as uncharacterized. The transcript is spliced from 4 exons. The coding region runs from base 189 to 3167 and encodes 992 amino acids. Lineage: Eukaryota; Fungi; Ascomycota; Eurotiomycetes; Eurotiales; Aspergillaceae. Gene Ontology annotation, molecular function: RNA polymerase I general transcription initiation factor binding; RNA polymerase I transcription regulatory region sequence-specific DNA binding. Gene Ontology annotation, cellular component: RNA polymerase I core factor complex. Gene Ontology annotation, biological process: nucleolar large rRNA transcription by RNA polymerase I. The record is from RefSeq and is a predicted model, not a curated record.